This is a messenger RNA of Canis lupus familiaris (dog), 2093 nucleotides long. RefSeq names its product galactosidase beta 1 like 3 (gene GLB1L3). The transcript has 20 exons. The record is from RefSeq and is a predicted model, not a curated record. NCBI's taxonomy places the organism in Eukaryota, Metazoa, Chordata, Mammalia, Carnivora, Canidae. Gene Ontology annotation, molecular function: beta-galactosidase activity. The coding region runs from base 1 to 1971 and encodes 656 amino acids. Gene Ontology annotation, cellular component: vacuole. Gene Ontology annotation, biological process: carbohydrate metabolic process.
AUGGGCCCCCGGGCGCGCAGCAGCCGGCGCCGCAGCUGGACCAGAGCCCUGGCCGUCGCGUUCCUGCCGCUCAUCUUCUCGGGGUUCGCGCCCCGACCGAGACCGAAGCUGGGUCUCCCGGGCGCCAGUGCGCAGCCGCGGCCCGCGCCGUCCAGCCUCUUCAACUGGUCCCACCUGACGCCCCUGGAGCUGGAGGACCGAGCCGCGGGCCUGGAGCCGCAGAGCCCCGGCGGCCGCAAGCCGUGCUUCACGCUGGGGGGGCACAAGUUCCAGGUCUUCGGGGGCUCCAUCCACUACUUCCGGGUGCCCAGGGCGUACUGGGGGGACCGCCUGCGGAAGCUGAAGGCCUGCGGCUUCAACACGGUCACCACUUACGUUCCAUGGAACCUGCACGAGCCAGAAAGAGGCAAAUUCGACUUCUCCGGGAACCUGGACAUGGAGGCCUUCGUGCUGCUGGCUGCGGAGAUGGGGCUGUGGGUGAUCCUGCGUCCAGGCCCCUACAUCUGCAGCGAGAUCGACCUCGGGGGCUUGCCCAGCUGGCUGCUGCAAGACCCCAAGAUGGUGUUGAGAACCACCUACAGCGGCUUUGUCAAAGCAGUGGAUAAGUAUUUUGACCACCUGAUUUCCAGAGUUGUUCCCCUCCAGUACCGCAGGGGAGGCCCCAUCAUCGCGGUGCAGGUGGAGAAUGAGUACGGCUCGUUCGCCGAGGACAGAGGCUACAUGCCUUACCUUCAAAAGGCCCUGCUGGAAAGAGGGAUCGUGGAACUGCUCGUGACCUCAGAUGAUGCAGAAAAUUUGCUGAAAGGCCACAUAAAAGGAGUUCUGGCCACCAUCAACAUGAACAGUUUUCAGGAGAGUGAUUUCAAGCUGCUUUCCUACGUGCAGAGCAAUAAGCCCAUUAUGGUCAUGGAAUUCUGGGUCGGCUGGUUUGACACAUGGGGAAGUGAACAUAAGGUUAAAAAUCCUAAGGAUGUUGAGGAGACUGUGACCAAAUUUAUUGCAUCUGAGAUCUCCUUCAAUGUAUAUAUGUUCCACGGUGGAACCAACUUCGGUUUCAUGAAUGGGGCCACAGAUUUUGGGAUACACCGAGGUGUUGUCACUAGCUAUGACUAUGAUGCUGUGCUCACAGAGGCCGGGGAUUACACAGAAAAAUAUUUCAAGCUUCGAAGACUCUUUGGAUCUGUCUCAGCAAUACCCCUGCCGCCUUUACCCGAGCUCACUCCCAAGGCUGAGUAUCCUUCUGUGAAGCCCUCUCUCUACUUGCCGCUGUGGGAUGUCCUCCAGUACUUAAAUGAACCAGUUAUGUCUAACACACCAGUCAACAUGGAGAACCUCCCUAUAAACGGUGGGAACGGCCAGUCCUAUGGAUUCGUGCUUUAUGAGACUUCGAUCUGCUCCGGAGGUUCUCUGCGUGCAGACGUUCACGAUACAGCACAGGUGUUUUUGAAUGAGAUAAAUAUAGGACAUCUGCACGAUCAUGCGAAGACGCUGACUGUUCCUACGAUGACGAGAUGUCAACUUCUGAGGAUCCUGGUAGAGAAUCAAGGACGAGUCAAUUUUUCAUGGAAAAUUCAAGACCAACGGAAAGGAUUAACUGGGUCAGUUACCAUCAAUAACAUGCCCCUGCAGGGUUUCGCUAUCUAUUCUCUGGAAAUGACAAUGAGCUUCUUUGAAAGGCUCCGCUCUGCCACCUGGAGGCCUGUCCCAAAGGCCUGUUUGGGCCCCGCCUUCUACCUCGGUACCUUAAAGGUGGACUCUUCUCCCAAGGACACCUUCCUGAGGCUACGGACCUGGAAUUCUGGAUUUGCGUUUAUCAAUGGACAUAACCUUGGGCGGUAUUCAAUUAUGGGACCUCAGGGAACACUUUACCUUCCUGGUGCUUGGCUUCAUCCAGAAGACAAUGAGAUCAUCCUGUUUGAGAAAAGGAAGUGUGGUUCAUACAUCCAAACUACAGAUGAACCCGUACUGUGAGAUGGUGUCAUAACACAUUCCUUGGAUCGUAAGAGUUCAUCUACAAGCAUUUUUUUUUUAGUAGGCAGAUUUAUGUUGAGAAUAUCAGUGUUGCCUACAAUAGCAUAAAUGUAAAAAUAACC